CGUUCUAUUUAGCCUGGGGCCGGCAGCGGGCACGCACCGACAGCGGCUGCGGGGAGCCAGCGGCCCCGGGGCAGCGACAGCGAGCGCCUGCCGGCAGCGGGAGAAGGGGAACGGGCGGCAGCCGGUACCGCACGGCGUUGGGGGGAAGGAGAGCGAGUGGCCGCCGGCACCGCACCGGCACCGAGGGAAAGGGAACGAGCGGCCGCCGGCACCUCGCCCGCACCUCACCGGCGCCGCAUCCCACUGGGGGAAGGACAGCGAGCAGCGGCCGGCAGCCCACCAGCACCGCACCGGCAGCGGGGGAAGGACAGCGAGUGACCGCCGGCAGCGCAGCGGAGGCAGCGGACGGGAGCAGCGGCCGGCGCCAGCCCGGUCCCGCCGCAGGUUCACGAUGUUGACAGCUAUGUUCUUGGCUGCGUUCAUUCUUAUUACAGUACAUUCGCAGGAAACUGAGGAAACYAUAACGUACACGCAAUGCACAGAUGGCUAUGAAUGGGAUCCUGUUAGGCAACGGUGCAAAGAUAUUGAUGAAUGUGAAAUAGUCCCAGAUGCAUGUAAAGGUGGGAUGAAAUGUGUUAACCACUAUGGAGGAUACCUCUGUCUACCCAGAACAGCGCAAAUUAUUGUAAAUGAGCGAGAAGAAGCAGCAGCUGAAUCCACAAGUGGUCGAAACAACGUCAUUCGCCGGACCCCGGCUGACCCUCAGCGCGCCCCUCCCAACCCAACCCACCAAAUCCAGUGUGCAGCUGGGUAUGAGCAAAGUGACCACAACGUGUGCCAAGAUAUAGAUGAAUGUGCAACUGGAACCCACAAUUGUAGAGCUGACCAGGUGUGUGUCAAUUURAGAGGGUCCUUCAGCUGCCAGUGCCCUCCAGGCUACCAGAAACGGGGGGACCAAUGUGUUGAUAUCGACGAGUGCACCCUGCCCCCGUACUGCCACCACCGCUGUGUGAACACCCCCGGCUCCUACUACUGCCAGUGCAACGCUGGCUUCCAGCUGGCAUCCAACAACCACACCUGUGUAGACAUAAACGAAUGUGAUGCCAACAAUCCAUGUGCACAGCAAUGCUACAAUAUMCUGGGUUCUUUCAUUUGCCAAUGUAAUCCAGGUUUUGAGUUAAGCAGUGACAGAAUCAACUGUGAAGACACUGAUGAAUGCAGAACCUCAAGUUAUUUAUGUCAGUACCAGUGUGUCAAUGAGCCAGGGAAAUUCUCCUGUGUGUGCCCUGAAGGAUACCAGGUAGUAGGAGGCAGGACAUGUCAAGAUAUAAACGAGUGUGAGACCACUAAUGAAUGCAGAGAGGAUGAAAUCUGCUGGAAUUACCAUGGAGGGUUCCGUUGUUACCCCAGAAAUCCUUGUCAAGAGCCCUAUGUCCUUACCUCAGAGAACCGCUGUGUGUGCCCSGUGUCCAACACCAUUUGCCGGGAGYUGCCCUACUCAGUGGUGUACAAGUACAUGAGCAUCCGCUCCGACAGGACCGUACCCUCCGACAUCUUCCAGAUCCAGGCCACCACCAUCUACCCCAAUACCAUCAACACUUUCAGGAUCAAGUCUGGCAACGAGAACGGAGAGUUCUAUCUGAGGCAAACCAGCGCCGUGAGCGCCAUGCUGGUGCUGGUGAAGUCCCUCUCAGGACCCAGGGAGCACAUUGUGGACCUGGAGAUGCUGACAGUGAACAGCCUGAAUUACCGUACGAGCUCAGUGCUGAGGUUAACAAUCAUAGUGGGACCUUAUGCCUUUUAGUGGUUUGCAAUAACUCUCCACUGGCACUCACAGCAGCCAAAGAAUAUUAUCGGAAAGAAAGCACUUACUAUUUUUAUUUAUAGAUUUUGCUCUCUUUAAAAAAAAUGU
Messenger RNA from Malurus melanocephalus (red-backed fairy wren), 1852 nucleotides. It is a transcript of the gene EFEMP1, whose product is annotated as EGF containing fibulin extracellular matrix protein 1. Bases 392 to 1744 code for a protein of 450 amino acids. NCBI's taxonomy places the organism in Eukaryota, Metazoa, Chordata, Aves, Passeriformes, Maluridae. The record is from RefSeq and is a predicted model, not a curated record. Gene Ontology annotation, molecular function: calcium ion binding. The transcript has 11 exons.